Molecule: messenger RNA, 3255 nt
Organism: Trametes versicolor FP-101664 SS1
Lineage: Eukaryota; Fungi; Basidiomycota; Agaricomycetes; Polyporales; Polyporaceae
Product: ATP dependent helicase
Exons: 10
Coding region: 1-3255 (1084 amino acids)
Biological process (GO): nuclear-transcribed mRNA catabolic process, nonsense-mediated decay
Cellular component (GO): cytoplasm
Molecular function (GO): DNA binding; ATP hydrolysis activity; RNA binding
Source: RefSeq, a predicted model, not a curated record
AUGGACACGUUUGAAAAUUUCCAGUAUGACUCUGCCUCGUCUUAUGGCGGGGCCAUGAGUGUCGUGGACGACACCUCUUCUGUCUACACCGUGAACACAACCACAAGCCAAAGUCGCGUUCCGGAUCUCGAAAACCUAUCUAUUACGGACGAUCGCUCGUUCACCUCAUCUCCAAAUGGCCACUCGCACGGCAGCCAUGGAAAGACUCCGAGCAGAGCCUCUCUUGACGAGGACUUCGACGCGGUCCUGGACGAUCUGAAGGACGAGGGGCAGGUUGAUCUGCCUCCACACGCCUGCAGUUACUGCGGCAUCCAUUCGCCCGCAUCAGUGGUGAAGUGCCUCAUCUGCUCCAAGUGGUUCUGCAAUUCUAGGGGCAAUACCUCCGCGUCGCACAUCGUCAAUCAUCUUGUCCGCGCCAAGCACAAGGAGGUCAUUCUCCACAGUGAAAGCCCGCUUGGGGAGACCAUUCCGGAGUGCUACAACUGCGGCAGCAAGAAUGUCUUCAUGCUCGGGUUCAUUCCUGCAAAGAGCGACACAGUUGUGGUCCUGCUCUGCCGACAACCGUGUGCGGCCGUGUCGAAAGACAUCUCGUGGAACCCCACUCUCUGGGCACCCCUCAUCGACGACCGUUCGUUCCUGUCGUGGCUCGUCAAGCCUCCUAGCGAACAGGAGCAGCUUCGGUCUCGCCAAAUUUCCUUCCAGCAGAUCAACCGACUCGAGGACUUAUGGCGGGAGAAUGCGAACGCCACCCUUGAUGAUCUAGAGAAGCCGGGCGUCGACGAUGAGCCCCAACCCGUCAUACUCCGCUACGAAGAUGCAUACCAGUAUCAGAACAUCUUCGGCCCGCUUGUCAAGAUCGAAGCUGACUACGACAAGCGUCUGAAGGAGUCACAGACACAGACCGACAUCACCGUCCGCUGGGAUCUGGGUCUGAACCAGAAACGUGUCGCUUGGUUUGGUUUGCCCAAACUGGAGAGCGGGGAAGUCCGUCUUGCGGUGGGCGAUGAACUGCGGUUGAAAUACAAUGGAACGCUGCACAAGCCUUGGGAAGGAGACGGCCAUGUCAUCAAGAUCCCGAACAAUGUGUCGGACGAGAUCGGCCUGGAGCUGCGGCGCUCUGAGGGUGUUCCUACGGAGGUCACGCACGGCUACACCGCUGACUUCGUAUGGAAGUCAACCAGCUUUGACCGCAUGCAAUUAGCAAUGAAGACCUUUGCUGUGGACGAGAAGAGCGUCAGCGGUUACAUCUAUCACAAGCUUCUGGGACACGAGCUGGAGCCGCAGGUUCUCCGAACCCAGAUGCCGAAGCGGUUCUCCGCCCCCGGCCUGCCCGAACUCAAUCAUUCCCAGAUGUUCGCUGUCAAGAGUGUUUUGCAGAAACCACUAAGCCUCAUCCAGGGACCUCCAGGAACGGGCAAAACGGUUACAUCCGCUUCCAUUGUCUAUCAUCUUGCCAAAAUGAACCCGGGACAAGUGCUCGUCUGCGCGCCUUCCAACGUCGCCGUCGACCAGCUGACCGAGAAAAUCCACGCUACCGGGUUGAAGGUCGUGCGGCUGAGUGCCAAAUCCCGCGAGGCCCUGGAUUCGUCGGUCUCCUUCUUGACACUCCAUCAGCAAGUGGCGAACAACACGACCCACGUCGAGCUGCAGAAGCUCAUCCAGCUGAAGAAUGAGCAGGGCGAGCUGAGCUCUAACGACGAGCGGAAGUACAAGGCCCUCAUUCGCCAGUGCGAGAAGGAGAUCCUCGGUGUGGCGGAUGUGAUCUGCUGCACAUGCGUUGGUGCUGGCGACCCUCGGCUUAGCAAGCUCAAGUUCAGGACGGUUCUCAUUGAUGAGGCCACUCAAGCCGCGGAGCCUGAAUGUAUGAUACCACUCAUCCUCGGCUGUAAACAGGUGGUUCUGGUUGGAGACCAUCAGCAACUCGGCCCCGUCAUCAUGAACAAGAAGGCGGCACGCGCGGGUUUGACACAGUCGCUCUUCGAGCGGCUGGUCGUCCUGGGCAACCGGCCCAUCCGUCUGCAAGUGCAGUACCGCAUGCACCCGUGCCUGUCCGAGUUCCCCUCCAACAUGUUCUACGAAGGGACGUUGCAGAACGGCGUCACUGCUCCCGAGCGGCUCAGGAAGAAUGUCGACUUCCCGUGGCCCGUUCCGGACACCCCCAUGUUCUUCUAUCAGAACCUGGGCCAGGAGGAGAUCUCAUCGAGCGGAACGUCGUUCCUGAACAGGACCGAGGCGUCUAACGUCGAGAAGAUCGUCACGAAGUUCUUCAAGUCGGGCGUCGUGCCUAGCCAAAUCGGGGUCAUCACGCCAUAUGAGGGGCAGCGCUCCUACAUCGUCAACUACAUGCAGUUCAACGGCUCGCUCAAGAAAGAUCUGUACAAGGAGAUCGAGGUGGCCAGCGUCGACGCGUUCCAGGGCCGAGAGAAGGACUAUAUCAUCCUGAGUUGCGUGCGGAGCAACGAGCAUCAGGGCAUCGGCUUCCUCAAUGACCCCAGGCGACUGAACGUCGCGCUCACGCGUGCGAAGUACGGCGUGGUGAUUCUCGGGAACCCGAAGGUUCUUAGCAAGCUGACACGCCUACAGCACCCGCUCUGGCACUACCUCCUGACACACUACAAGGAGAAGAACUGCCUGGUUGAAGGGCCGCUGAGCAACCUCCAGCCUAGCAUGAUACAGUUCAGCAAGCCGAGGCGUACGCUAGUGAAGGCGAUGGACCAGUUCCGGCGACAUGAAACCAACGCAAGGGAUUACCUCGGCACUGGCGGAAUGAUGGGGGACGGCCGGAGAUCCGGGACUCCCAGCCGCUUCGAUGCGAGUUUCUACCGUACCCACGAUGCGCUGGGCUACAUCCCUUCCGACGCCCAGUCCCUCCGCUCUCAGGCCACAUACUCAUCGGGCAUUCCCAUGUUUGCAGCCGCCGGCCCGUUCGGCCCGGGCAUGCAACGCCAGAGUGGCGCAAAACGGAGCACCUAUGGCAGCUACGCAAGCUCCAUCAUUUCGCAGGAUGCUGGUCCAGCAGGCACGGACACCUCCAGCGUCGUUGGCAGUGCGGUCGGCGCAUCGGAUCGCCCUGGGGGCAUGGCGUACUCGCAAUCUGAUAGAUUGCAGCGCCGCUCCUCCUUCUCCUCGACCGCAGGCACUUCGGACAUGGGCAGCCUCUCGCAGUACGACUACAAGUCGCAGGACGAUGGCACCGAUCUAGACGACAUGAAGUCGCAGUACACCGGAACCCAAAGCGGCGUUACCGUCUUCUAG